AUGGUUGCUGCUUUACCGAUUUCUAAAUUUCCAAUAUUAAUAAUUUUAGGUUUUUCAAUAUUUAAAAAAGAGAAUAUUUUUGGUGCUGCACGAUGUACUCCAACUAUUAUGCAACCAUUUUGUUGGUGGGCAAUUGAUUUGGUGACAGCAACAAAAUUUCACCUUUAUCGGAAUGGUAUGUCACCUUUGCUGGAACAUAACAUCUAUCUGAAAUGUAGUAAAGCUGCUUCCGGUAUUUAUGGUUUCUCAUUUAUGAAUGUUACUACCAAUAUUACUUACGUUGAUUUAAAAGUAAAUAAAAAUGAAGCUAAAAUUGAAGAACGACAAAAAAUUCUUGUUGAAACUAUAUAUUAUUGUUGUAAAUCAUGUGAAUAUUAUGAGAAAAAAAGCGAUGAAGAAAUAAUCGAAGAUCUUGCAACGGAAUUCUACAGGCGUCGUCUUAAAGAUUCAGAUGAUACUCUAUUAUCAGGAAAAUAUCAGGAAGAUUCCGGUUACUGCAUUAAUGUUGAUGGUGAAAAAGAAAUGAGCGAUGUGUCAUGCAUAUUUAUGCUUGAUGUAAAUACUCCAGCGAAGGUUCAUUUUGGUGCAAAUGCAAAUUCACUGGUAUCCUUAGCAUUGAGCGGUCAUUUUUGUGCGUCAUACAGUGUCUCACAAAUUCCGGACGGUGAAUGCGUCCGGUACGCAUCGAUACAAGAAUAUUUUGUACUUUGUUGUUGCUAUGAAACACCCGAACUUUGUGCAUACACAAUAUCAAAUAAAUCGAUGAGCAAUGUAAAAGCAAAUCGUGAAAUAUGGGAAUCAAAUAUCGAAGUUCGCAAUUCUGUUUUAGCUAACGAACUGCGUAAAAAUACGUUGGAUACGCCAACAAGCUCUUGGACAUAUCGAGAUUUCAUUUACAGUAAACCUAUGACAUUUGGUGACCAAAAAGAAAUUUCAUCCAUUCGUAAUGUUCCCCUUUGGCACUGUGCCGUUGGACGAUUCAUGGUGUACAGCAUUCGAGAUAUUAAUACGUCUGCGGAACUGGACCGAUUGAGACGGAAAGACCUGCCAGUGCGUACGGAAUACUGUAUCGCUGACUUUUGGAUCGAAUUUAAACAUGGUCAAACAGAAAGUAUAAUUUUUGAUGCAAAAGCAGAUACAAAACAAGAAUGUAAUUCAAUUGAAAGUGUUUUUUGUCAACUAAUUGGACCUGAAUGUCUCAAUGAUUUAUUAUACGUAUCAAAUAUUCAAGCACAAUAUCAGUGCUGUUGUAAUCGUGGAAAUUUAUGUAAUCAUUGGGGCAAUAGCAAUCCUUCAAAAAGCAAAUAUCAAAUUAGUCUAAAACCAAAAGAUUUUCACAAUGUUAUAUUUCAAUGUCACAUCAAAGCCAUAGCAUAUUUGACACAAAUUUUUUUAAAACGCACAAAUGCUGAUUUAUCAGAAAUAUGUUGGCGAUCAUUUGAUUAUCAUUUCGAGCAAGAAAUUCUCAUGAUUCCUGGAGUUUCUUAUCAGCGAGAAAUGAUCUAUCGAGUAGCGCGUAAGGAAUUCUCAGAUCAACAUUUGAUUUGUGAAAUAUUGAAUACAUUUCCACUAAGAUCUCAAAAUUGUCAUCGAAAAGAUUACAUCCAUCAACCUAUCACUUAUCAGUUUUUUAAAUGUGAAUGUAAACAACGAAGGACAUAUCUCAGUCUUUUAAUGGAUUUAUUUUUCAGUUAUUUACGAAAAGAAAAAGAAACUCAAACUUGUGAUGAAAAUAUGGCUGAUUAUUUCAAACAGUACAAAAAUACUCUUAAAAGGCCAACUUGCUAUGAAGCAUAUCAUCAAAAUGGGCCAUUAGUUAUUGAUUUGUAUUCAGUUACCCGAAAAAUUAAUUUCACGGGUAUUUUAAUCAAAAGAGUGAUGACAAAUAGUACUCCAAUUUGUGUUACUUUUAUUAAAAUUAGCAGAGAAAGUAUUUCCUUUGGUAUAUAUGCGUUACGUCCAUCAAAAACAGCUGCGGAAGCUAAAAAUUCGAAACGUCUUACAACGUUUAAACGUCAUCAAACUAAUACAUUUGUGCAACGAUGUCAAUCAAAUUCAACUAAAUCAUGCAACGGUUUUCCAAAUUUAAUCGAACAUUUGUUACCACUAACAUUACAUCGCUAUGCAGGAGAUAGAGAACCAUCUGGUUACUCAAAAUGUUAUAUCACCGAUGAUUUACAGAGAAUAAAUUGUAGAACGAAUUUAGGAUGCUUUGAUUUUCAUUCUUUUGAUGGUGAAAGACAACGUGGAUGUAUCGAUGAUAUACCAAAAUUAAUAAAAGAAAAACCAAAAUUAUUAGUACUAAAUUAUUGCAAACAUGCCAAAUUAUGGAAUUUUCGAUCUUAUACCUGUAACGGUAUACAUAAUAUCACAUAUUCUCAUGUAAAAACACUCGAUGGAGUACUUUGCUGCUGUAAAAAAAUUUGUCCGUUAAGUAAUCAAGCUCAAUCACCGACAAAUGCAAAUAUGGGUUUCAAUACUUUUGAAUCAGUUUCUUGA
Brugia pahangi is the source of this 2499-nucleotide messenger RNA. The record is from the annotation of a GenBank genome assembly. NCBI's taxonomy places the organism in Eukaryota, Metazoa, Nematoda, Chromadorea, Rhabditida, Onchocercidae.